AUGCAAUCAUUAGCGAUAUGUGCUCGAUUAGUUGCACGCGCUGUUAGUGGUACAGAAGCUGAAAAUUUUUUAUAUAAUAGUUUACUACGAUUAUCAACAUCAUCAUCUGUACAUAAUUCACAGUCUUCAAGCCGUCUUGCUAUACCAUCAUCACCAGCAAUAACACGUGCGGUACAUCUCGUCACUGCUACAUCAGGUUAUUCAGGUCAUGAUGAUGAUGAAGAUGAUAAAGGACAUUUGAGAAAAAAAAAGAAUUCAACAAAAAUACCAAGAUCAAACCGUCCAAAUGUUAAUGGUGAUGAUGCAUAUUUUGUAGCUAAAAAUCGACUAGGAGAUUUUCUUGGUGUUGCUGAUGGUGUUGGUGGUUGGCGUGAACAUGGUAUUGAUCCUUCUUUAUUUUCAAGUUCAUUAAUGGAAGCAUGCAAAUCUCUUGUUGAUAAUAAACUUAUUGAUUUAAAUCCUGUAACAUUAAAAGAAUUACUUUCAAAAGGUUAUCAACAAUUAUUAGAAAAUAAACAAUGUAUCGUUGGUAGUAGUACUGCAUGCAUUGUGGCAUUACAUAAAGAAAAAAGUAUUUUACAUACAGCAAAUCUAGGUGAUAGUGGAUUUGUUAUUAUAAGAAAAAAUAUCAUAGUACAUCGAUCACAAGAACAACAACAUUAUUUUAACUCACCUUUUCAAUUAGCUAUUCAUCCAGCAAUAAAAGAUCAACGUUUAAUUGCUGAUAGUCCUGAUUCAGCAUCAAUUACAUCAUUUAAUGUUGAAGAAAAUGAUUGUAUUCUUAUUGCUACUGAUGGUCUAUGGGAUAAUGUACCAGAUUCAACUAUACUUGAAGAAGUUAAAAAAAUUACAGAGCCAACAUUAGAUAAUUUACAACUAAUAGCACAUGCUUUAGCUAAACGUGCAUUAGACAAUGGACAUGAUCCAAAUUUUUAUUCGCCAUUCGCUAAAAAUGCUAAACGAUCAUUGGGCAUCAAUAUUUGUGGUGGAAAACCUGAUGAUAUCACCGUAUUACUUGCAGUUGUAACAUCAAAAUGCUGA
This is a messenger RNA of Adineta steineri, 1041 nucleotides long. The record is from the annotation of a GenBank genome assembly. NCBI's taxonomy places the organism in Eukaryota, Metazoa, Rotifera, Eurotatoria, Adinetida, Adinetidae.